AUGACCGUAGACACCAAUGCGGUGGCGGCAUCGCUGCCGCCGAAGCGAUCGGUCCAUGAGACCAACAGUUCUAUAGGUUCAACGCCAGCCCGAACAUCUACGCCACCUCCGCCGCCAUCAGAUCGAGGACGAUUGCAAGCGAGACACAAUGGCGACUACGGCAACAACUUGAGGAGCGCAAGACAUAGUGGGCUGAUCAGUGAGGGACUGGGCAACAGUGGGGUAGAUCCUGACAUUCUAUCACGAGCUCUAUCGCGAGAGCUGUCUGUCGAGCAUCGAGAUAGCAGCACAUCUGGACCUAGCCCCAGCCGGAAGCGGCAAAGGAUAAACGGCGAUAGAUUCAUCCCCUCACGUUCAGGUCAGGACCUGCAAGCCAGCUUCAGCCUCCUACAUGAGGAGGGAUCGCCAGCCACCCCAUCCAGACAGAAGAAACGUACUCCUCAUGGUGAGUUGCAUUUCCAAAGAACCGAGGAAGCCAACCGGACGUUCUCAACCUUGCUACGAUCUGAGCUGUUUGAAAAUACGAUACCUCAGGCAACACCAUCCACUCUGUCGCCCGAGGCCAAUAUGCCAGGCUCAAACUACUCUACGCGUGUGCAUGAUCCAACACGAUCGCACACGCCUCCGAGCAACGCACCUCCAGCUCUGCCCUCAUCUUUUACCCCCUCAACCCCCCACAAGAAUUUGUUUUCAUAUAUGUCACCCCGCCAUCAUAGCAACAAUGCUGGCCACCCAACACCAUCCAGAACGCCCCAGAGCCGGCAUGGCCCGAACCUUGAUACGAGAUCUGAUAUAUAUAGCCUGUCGCCUGUUCGCUUUGGCAGUCAACAAAUGCUUCUAAGCCCCAGACGACAACCCCGUGCCGUCAGCAAAGUCCCCUACAAGGUCCUAGACGCACCAGAACUAGCCGACGAUUUUUAUUUGAAUUUGGUAGAUUGGGGCAGUGCCAAUGUGCUGGGUGUGGGGCUCGGCUCCAGCGUGUACAUGUGGAACGCGCAGACCAGUCGAGUUAACAAACUGUGUACUCUGGAUGAUGACACCGUUACGAGUGUGUCAUGGAUACAGAAGGGAACGCACAUUGCUAUUGGUACCGGAAAGGGCCUGGUGCAAAUAUGGGAUGCCGAGAAGUCGCGCCGUCUGCGAACCAUGACCGGCCACACGGCUCGCGUCGGAUCGCUGGCAUGGAACAGCCACGUGCUGACCUCAGGAUCACGAGACCGCUUGAUAUACCAUCGCGACGUUCGAGCACCGGAUCAAUGGAUGCGGAAGCUCAUGGGCCACAAGCAGGAGGUUUGUGGGCUGAAGUGGAACUGCGACGAUGGUCAAUUAGCCAGUGGGGGAAACGACAACAAGCUGAUGGUCUGGGAUAAGCUCUCGGAAACACCACUUUGGAAGUUCUCUGACCACACCGCGGCUGUGAAGGCAAUAGCCUGGUCGCCGCACCAAAGAGGCCUCCUCGCUUCCGGAGGUGGUACUGCUGAUAGGAGAAUUAUUUUCCAUGACACAGUCCGCGGAACCGUCAUCAACGAGGUUGACACAGGGAGCCAGGUCUGCAAUCUUGCAUGGUCCAAGAACUCCAAUGAGAUUGUUUCGACUCAUGGCUACAGUCAAAACCAGAUCGUUGUUUGGAAGUACCCCAGCAUGACUCAAGUAGUUAGUCUCACAGGUCACACUUAUCGGGUGCUGUACCUGGCGAUGAGCCCGGAUGGUCGUACCGUCGUGACGGGUGCUGGUGACGAGACACUCCGUUUCUGGACUGUGUUUGGACGAAGACCAGGUGCACGAGAAGACAGCGACGGUGGUGGGGGCCGACUGGCUGACUGGGGCGUCAUCCGUUGA
This is a messenger RNA of Pseudomassariella vexata, 1839 nucleotides long. RefSeq names its product WD repeat domain-containing protein. NCBI's taxonomy places the organism in Eukaryota, Fungi, Ascomycota, Sordariomycetes, Amphisphaeriales, Pseudomassariaceae. The transcript has 3 exons. Gene Ontology annotation, biological process: positive regulation of ubiquitin protein ligase activity; anaphase-promoting complex-dependent catabolic process; positive regulation of anaphase-promoting complex-dependent catabolic process. Gene Ontology annotation, cellular component: anaphase-promoting complex. Bases 1 to 1839 code for a protein of 612 amino acids. Gene Ontology annotation, molecular function: protein binding; anaphase-promoting complex binding; ubiquitin ligase activator activity. The record is from RefSeq and is a predicted model, not a curated record.